AUGAGCUGGAAUGUGAGGGGCCUGAAUGGCCUCAAUAAGCAGAGGGAAGUCAAACUCCUCUGCAAUGAAUUAGAAUUAGGAAUAAUGUGUUUUAUUGAAACUAGAAUAAAAGUACAUAAGGUGGGAUCGGUGGUGGAAGGCAUGUUUGGAGGAUGGGAGUACAGGAGCAACCAUGCUGCCCACUAUAAUGGGAGAUUGCUGUUAGUUUGGAGGAAAGAUUGGUUCGAUGUGGUGAUUGAGAGCGAAGCAGCCCAGGCCAUGACAUGCCAAAUUACAUGUCUUUCAAGGCAACUUAGAUUUAAUGCAACUUUUGUAUAUGCUUUUAACCAAAAAGAAGAGAGGAAGGAAUUGUGGAACUAUAUAAUGCAGCUGAAUCUGAGGUCUGGCCCAUGGGUGGUACUAGGGGAUUUCAAUGCGGUGUUGCAUGCUGAGGACAGAAUUGGUGGUACCCAGGUCACAUAUGCUGAAAUUGUGGAUUUUCAACAUUGCUUGGAUACUUGUGGACUAGUGGAGCUCCCAACUAAUGGAGGCAAAUACACAUGGACGGAUAACCAAGAUGAAAGAAUUUUUUCCCGAAUCGAUUGGGUGUUUGUAAACGGGGAGUGGAUGGAUGAUAUGCCAGAUUGUAGAGCAAAUAUCCUACCAGCAGGUGUAAGUGACCAUUGUCCUAUCGUGGUCCAAAUGGUGAAAUGCAUUAAAAAGAAAAGAAGAGCGUUUAAGUUACGCCAAUGUUUGGUGUCAACAUCCGAUUUUCACAAGGUUGUUGAACAUGGAUGGUGCACGGAUAUUGCGGGUUAUAAAAUGUUUCAAGUCGUUCAAAAAUUAAAGAUGUUGAAAUCGAAUCUCAAACAGCUACAUCGCCAACAUUUCAGCAACAUUGUUCAGGAGCAAGAGGAGACGAGCCUUCGACCGAAGUAUAGGCAGUCUGCUAAACUUUCAGAAAUGUUCUUGAUCCAAAGAAGUAAAGCUACCUGGAUUAAGUUAGGAGACGACAACACAAAAUAUUUUUUCGCAAUAAUCAAACAAAGGAAACUAGCACAAUCAGUGUGCCAAAUUCAAGAUGAACAGAGCCAAGUCCAACAUGAGCAAGACAAGAUUACAGCGGUAUUUGUUAGAUACUACCAGCAGCUACUAAGGGAGCAUGGGGGGCCGAGAAGGAAAGCAUAUCCAGGUUUCUUUAAUCAGGGGCCUAAGUUGUCUAUGGAACAACAAUGCAGGCUGAGGGCUUUCUUGAGAAAGAGAUAA
Lycium ferocissimum is the source of this 1245-nucleotide messenger RNA. RefSeq lists its product as uncharacterized. The record is from RefSeq and is a predicted model, not a curated record. Gene Ontology annotation, molecular function: catalytic activity. NCBI's taxonomy places the organism in Eukaryota, Viridiplantae, Streptophyta, Magnoliopsida, Solanales, Solanaceae. The transcript is spliced from 2 exons. Bases 1 to 1245 code for a protein of 414 amino acids.